AUGGCUAUGUACACUAAUAUGUUUAUUCAUUCUUCUUUGCCAGGUCCAUUGAAAAAUAUAAAUGAUGUUAGUGCAACUGGGAAUACAGUCACAGUUUACUGGCCUCAAGCUGCAAAAAGUGUUGACAAAUACAUAAUCAAGUACAGAAUUAAAGGAUCUUCUGAUGACUGGAAGGAAAAGGAAACGGAGAAAAUUUUCAUCGAGAUACCUGGUUUAGAUGAUGGAGAAACGUACGAGUUCCAAGUGUUUUAUGAAGAUGCAGGGAAAGAGAUGGUGUAUACUGAAAUACGCGAGUUUUCAGUUCCAUCCGUGAGUAAGUAUGACAUAUUGAACCCCCAACACUUUAUAUACAAGUAUUGGGAAUCUGAAAUUUGCCCAAUGACUUUAGAGAAGGUUGAGACUUGUGAGCUUUAGUCAAAUUGAUAAAUUUAUCGCUAUACCACUUGCACUUCUUCAGCUCUAAGUGACACUCACUGCUCUGUAUAUUCAGUAUACAGAAUGCAAUUAUUUUCCACUUUUAAUUUUACAUUCUGCAAUGAUGUAUUGGUAAUGUGGUCCGAUCCAUAUGUCCACCAUGUUGAUCCCGUUCAACGUUUAAUUCUUAAAACUUUUGACCAUUAUUUACAGCUACUACAGCACCUGCACCUGCACCUACACCUACCAGAAAAACAGCACGUAAGUUUAAUAUCUUGUAUGAAACACGUGGCUUGAUAUUAGGCUUACCAACGGAUUUUUUGAAGGCCAAAGGGAUGCCAAUUUCAUUAUCAAAUCCAUCUCUUCAAUUUGAAAAUAAGGCAAUACUCCAUCACCAUUACCACAAUACCCCAGAACCCUUCCAGUGUAAUGUUUCGUUCAUUAUACAGAACCCUGCUGUGCGUAGCUCGAAAUGAUGAUGAACUUGGUUAACGAUCGCACCCCGAGUCACGACCUUGGGUCGCACACCCCACCCCCUCACUUACCACAUCUGGCUUGAUCCAUUCGUGAUCUUUCUUUUUUUGUUGGGGGAAAGGAGGUUGAAACCACGGGUACUCGAUGCUACUAUGACAUAGCUUUGUUUCAGAUCUUGUAACAUGCAAAAAGAAACAAAUGAACCCUGAUAGAUUGCAUAAAGUAGCUUACAGUAAUUGCACUGCGGUAUACAUUCGGUAAAAGGUCGGUGCCCCUUGGGAAUAAAUAGGAGAAAGCACCCUAUCUAUUAUUUUCGCCAAUUCCUUGACAUUUACUGGAAACUACAUAGAUUUCACAAACUAUCCUUUGUAUUUAGAGGUUGACGGUAAAUUUGAAUUAAUAAGCUCAUCAGAAAUGCUUAAUAUGAAAACAAAUGCUCGAUAAAUAUAAUAAUUAAAGCGGCAGUCAAGUCCGUUUUGCGCAUUUAUAGGUAUGGGCGUGGUUUGUUUAUGCUUUGAAACAUAUUGAUGUAAUCUUAAAAUCUACACAAACAUCUAUUUUGUUUCUGUUCAACAAAUAGUUAAAAUUAGAAUGAGGUCCAUUUUCGCUAGAUAUUUGAGAAACGUAGACCAGAUCUUUCCCUUUAUACAGAUUCUAUAUUUACCAGAAAGAAAGCAUGUAUGUUAUAUAUUGCGUAUCUUAUAAGCACGAUAACACCUUGAAUAGUAGAGUAAAGUGCACCACCUGUGGUCUUAAGGCAUAUCGUCAUUUACUUGGCUCAACCGUCGAGAUUGCUUGAUAUUUGGACAAAUUUUGGAACGGUCUAAAUAUUGUAAAAAUUUCUCUCUCGCGCGCGCGCGGAGGUAAAAGUAAGCUUUGAUUUCUCAGCGAGAUUUUGCGGUACGCCCACCAAAAAAGCAAGGCAAAUAGCUAAGAUCCCAGUCUAUGCUAAUGCAAAAUUUCACAGCAGUAGAUUGAAUACUUUCGGAAUGGCAACAUUUCUGCUUUUUGAUUUUCGAGUGAAAUUUGUUGUUUUGGAGCUAAAUUCCCUCUUUAGCAGCUAAAUUUUCUCUCAAAUUUUAUCGCAAUGAGCUAAAGUGUGGGGCCCACAGAUCGGAAUUUUAAUUGAAUUUUGUAUUGUUUGAAACAAAAUUUGUAAACAAAACACGCGCGUGAGCAGAACGGACUUGACUGCCACUUGAACUUCGAUAAGUAUGUUUCUAACAAAGCAAACGUUACUCCGUACAAUAGCUCCAAUAGCUCCAAAGACAGACGAAAAACCUAAAGGAACUGGGCAAAGUAAGUGUAAUAUCUUGUAUGGAAUAUGUGGCUAGGUAUUACAUGUACUUGAUAAGAACUUUAAUAACCAACCUUACCUUAGUAGCAUCAGUGGUUCGCAAUAAACGCCAUCUUAGUUGAUUUUCAAUAUAUUCCUCAUUCCCAUAGCGUGCGAGAGACCAUAAAACUGGUCGUAAUACUGUAAGCUGUGUUUAAAGAAACUAGGAAAUAUUUAGCACUUACUGACCAGGUCCGAGGGAAACACACUGUUUCCCCUACCUUCUUCGCGAGCCAUACAGCCCGUAAUAGGUAUGCCCGUUCGCAGGUUAAAAUUUGAAAUGUGAGACGAAGGCUUGUGUAGCUGUAAGUUUCCCACUAAUUUUCGCCGCCCUAUAUUUUUGAAAGGCCUGCGGAGGAGGUAGCUGUUUCCCGAAAGUCCCAGUCAAUAAGUAUUUUAUUAUUUUCAAAGAAAACAAAAAGAAAUGGGAAACUUUCAUAAUUUUAUUAUUCAUCAGUGAAUAAAAGUAAUGUUCACUUUGCCAGGUGACUUUCACGUGAUACGCUCUCGUCCACUGAGAGGCAAGAAAACAUGAACUUUGACACUUUGGAUAUAAUAAAAUAGAUUUAACUCAACUACACACGUAAAAACGCACAAGCUGUUACAGGUCUGCAAACAAGUUGUUACAAAGCUGUUCAUAAGCUGUCGACAAGCUGUGUUCGCACUGCUUGUACCCAGUUGUUGUAACAAGUUUGGAACAAACUGUCAACAAUUUGUAACAAGCUUGAUGGCAUUAUCAGACUUGUCACAAUGUUGUUCUAACAAGACUGAUACGGCCAUUGAUAUAACAAGAAUGUUACAAGGUUGACGACACAAGGAUGUAACAAUACUGUUUUUUCAUGACUGCAUCGGACUUGUUGGAACAACCUUGUAACAAGUAUGAUAAUAUCAACAAGGUUAUAAAGUUUGUUCGUUCACUGCAACCAGGUAUAUCAAUCAUGUUUCGCUCGCUACUCUGGUUUAAAUAAAUGAUUACAAAGCCCAGUCGAAUUGUAAUCAAGACCCAACGUUUCGACACUCCAGUCUAGUGUCUUCAUCAGGGGUGAUCUAAAACUGCGAUCGUGGCUUCUUAAAUACCCAAGGGAUGACGUCACCUGCCAAGAAGAUGCAUAUAUUCUUCUGGCAAAUAGGCGCCGUCAUCCCUAUUCAAAGCAUGAUGACUCAUAUUUAUAUGCCACGCUUCUAGGCAAAGUCUUUGACCAUAGCGAUUGUUUGUGGUAAUUACUUUAGAGUUUUCCCACGCAAUCUCGUGUUUGGUGUAACAUACAUGUUCGGCUAAAGCUGAUUUUCCCUUGUCUAAAGUUGAAACAGCCUUUUGAUGUUCUUUUAGCCGUGUACCAAACUGGCGUUUAGACUGACCCAAAUACUCUUCGUCGAUGAUGUCAUCUCUGCGGUUUCUACAAAUGAGAUCGAUAUUCUGCUGCAACAUUUAAAUUCUAUUGAGCCGUCCAUCCAAUUCACGGUAGAACGUGAAAUAAAUGGACAUUUAGCUUUUUUAGAUUUGAAUGUACACAGAACUGUCGAAGGGAAGUUAGAGAUUGAUGUUUAUCGCAAACCCACACACACAGACAAAUACUUGUCAUACGACUCUCAUCACCCAGUAAGCCAUAAAAGAUCCGUAGCAAAAACUUUGCUUCAAAGAGCUGAAUCGUUGCCGUCAAACAGUGAUUCUCAAGCUAAUGAACGUGAAUAUGUUCUAAAUGUUUUAGGGGAAAACAAUUACCCAAAGCGUUUUCUUAAUGAUUGCCUGAGACCACCUGUUUGUAGGAACCAAAAUAACUCCGAGGGUGAUACCUCUGUUAAGGGUUUUGCAAUAGUUCCAUACAUUCAAGGUGUCACAGAACCAAUCAAGAGAAUCUUAAGUAAUUGUAAUAUUAAGGUUGCCUUAAAACCCUAUUUGACCUUAGGCCAUAUUUUCGCAAAGCCAAAAGAUCCUGUUGAAAAAAAUCAGAAGACUCAUGCUAUGUAUUCUAUACCAUGCGGUGACUGCGAUAAAUAGUAUUUGGGUCAGUCUAAACGCCAGUUUGGUACACGGCUAAAAGAACAUCAAAAGGCUGUUUCAACUUUAGACAAGGGAAAAUCAGCUUUAGCCGAACAUGUAUGUUACACCAAACACUAGAUUGCGUGGGAAAACUCUAAAGUAAUUACCACAAACGAUCGCUAUGGUCAAAGACUUUGCCUAGAAGCGUGGCAUAUAAAUAUGAGUCAUCAUGCUUUGAAUAGGGAUGACGGCGCCUAUUUGCCAGAAGAAUAUAUGCAUCUUCUUGGCAGGUGACGUAAUCCCUUGGGUAUUUAAGAAGCCACGAUCGCAGUUUUAGAUCACCCCUGAUGAAGACACUAGACUGGAGUGUCGAAACGUUGGGUCUUGAUUACAAUUCGACUGGGCUUUGUAAUCAUUUAUUUAAACCAGAGUAGCGAGCGAAACAUGAUCACCAAGGUUGUUACACAUUGUUAACAACUUGUUCCAAACUUGUUGACAACUUGGAACAAGCAGUGCGAACACAACACGUUGACGGUUUGUUGGCAGACUUACUAUAAGAUGUGAGAUUUUUACGCAUGUACCUUCUGACUCUAACGGUUAAACUAGCUUUACAUUCAACCAAGAUGGUGAGUGCCAACUCAGUGAUCCGAUGCGCAAACGAAGAACAGGAUUUACUGUUUGCUUCAUUUCAGUCUGUUUUCUAUAAGCUCAAGUUGUGCCAUUUAGCAACCAUGUUGUAGAGGUAUAUUGAGAAACUCUUUUCCUUGCAGGUCCACCUCCAUCUCCACCGGGAAAAGUAGCGCGAAAAAAAGGACUAAGUGGUGGAGCCAUUGCCGCUAUCGUGAUUGUCAUCAUCCUGCUUGUACUUAUAGCAGUGGAUAUAUUCUGUUGUUUCUUCAAUCAAUGUGGUGUUACACACAUGUGUGCUGCUGCUUGUGCUGGCAAGAAACGUGAAAAAUGUAAGCUAAGCCUCUUUGUUUUUGCGGAAAUUUUCAUUACCUGUAUCUAAUUUGGGCACCCCCGCUAUGAUCAUUGGGGUGGGUAUGCACCACGAUGUUAAUUGGCCUUUCACACGCCAUGCAAAAGAGGAUGAUUGAAAGAUCGUUGAAUUUUCCUGGCUUUAGUUUUUGGAGAUUUUCUGAAAUUUAUUUAACGUUAAAAAACGAACAUUUUGUUUAAUGUAUUGUUGUUCAUAUCGUACACAUUUGUUUGGAAUUCAUUAAAUUUUAGUCCAUAAAAUAUUAUCUAUGCCCUUGAAAGUCCUUGGAUUUUACUCUUCCUAACUUGUUCUACCCUGGAUGCAUAGGUUCUCUGAUGUCGGUGAGUUCCAGCGCCUAGAUGCAGGCUACAGGCACGCCAUACAAGGUUCAGCAAAAUAGGAAACCCCCUGAUCCGGAGUGAUCCUGUAUGAAACCUGGAGAAAUUUUGUGUAGUAAAUAGUAAUUAUAAACAUUGAUACUGUAUUUAUACUUCACUAAAUCCACUCCUUCGCUUGUUGCCGCCUAUUUCCCACCCAAAAUGGCAGACAAAACGUGGUCACAUGGCUUAACCUUUGCUAAUUCUAGUCACUUGCGCAAAGAAAACGGUUUACGUGCCUAACACGUGCUACAAGCAGAUCAUAGUCACUAACGCCCGUAUUUCUAAAAGCUCACUCACACUCAAUGAGUGGAGGUUCAAUCUGAGCUUCUCUUGAGUGUCAAUGCUAUUUUUGAAUAACUGGAGAUUUAGUGUCGUACCUUACUAUGUGACUACUCACCUUCCAGCUAUUCAAAAACAGCAUUGACACUCAAGAAAAACAACGUGCAGUUGAUCCUCGAACUGCAGUAGAAUGGUUUCGGUAGAUUCUUUUAACCCUACCUUGUUUUCUUAAUCGCGUGCUAUGGAACGGGUAAAAGUGCAAUAAAAUUUUAUUUAAUAAAUUGUUCCGCCAAAAUUUGUUUGUCUGAGAUUUUUAACUGGUAGGUUUUAACAUGUUUUUAACUUCUCUUGAAUAUUUCAUUUAGAUAAUGUGGAUGGCUCGCCAGAAGAAGGAACUAAAUUGAAAGAACGAGACGAGGAUGGGUAAGGAUGUACAGAGAAUUGUUUCGCUGCAUGUACAAGUAAAGUAUUUCACUUCAUGAAACGUUUAUAACAAACAAGUUUAGCGUUUACAACAAACACUGAUUUAAGUUCUUAAAACACUGAUUUGUUUAAGCAAGCUAAUCACAAAAGAUGUUCAGUCAUUUCACUGCAUAGGUUCGUACUGUACAGUCUCAUUUUGCUAGUUUACAAUUAAGAAAUAGAUUCUGUGUUUCUAUAUACAGUUCUAGUGUAAAUUCAGUAUUGAAAAAUGGCUUUCAAGCGUUCUGAUUGGCUCGUCAGCAGUGCCUCUGAGGCAAUAGUUACUGUUCUGAGCAGUAACUGUUGCUUUCAAAACAAAAUGGCUGCCGAAAAUCCACUUGCAAACAAAUCAUCGAAGAAAAAAUUGAAGAAAUUAAAGCACAUACUAUUCCUCUAAAAGCAAAAGAAGCAACAUUAGCAAGCAUUAUUUCCGGAAGACAAAAGCACCUUUUAGAUGCCUAAAACAAUUUAUUUGGCAAUUUAAAACUGGGAAAUAACAGAAUCGGGCGACAAGGUUCCGACAGCUGGAUUCGACUCAAAAGCGGAAGAGUGAAGUAAAUUAUAUUGACAACGUUUGUAUAUAUUAUUUUGUUUCAAUACUGAAUUUAUGUACUAAAACAAGUAGUCACCUCGGGUUCGGUGACCACAAGACUAUAUUCACUUCGCUGCUUCGCAGCUCAGUGAAUAUACUAUACAGUGAAUCACCUCGCCUUCCGUGACUAAUAGUUAAAUAGAAACACGCGCGUGGGAGCUUGGGAGAACGAAAAAUAAUCCGCGGGCUCGUUUCCAUACAGCUAUAGAAACAUGCUUCUCCAUCAAUCAUCGCUUGCGUACCAUAAAUGUUGUUUAUAAAGGUUUUAUUGUUGCGGUGCUGUAGGUCCUGUAAUCCUAGGCAUUUCUCGUACAUUUUAAUAUUUUUCAUUUCAAUUUUUUACUAUACAGGGUGUGUAAAAAAGUGCACUGUUCGAAAAUGUUAGCUAAACUACAAAUUCCGCAACAUCUGUGAAAACUUUAUGCUAGCAUGGAUAGUUUGGGGUCCGCUAGUCUAGUAUCUUUACCAUUAAAAUCAUUUUGAAAAGUAAAUUUUUGAUUCCAGAAGAUAGUUUUUAAAAACCACUAUAAAAAUGGCACAAAAAUGAAAUGAUGAUUUGGUUAUUUAAAGUAUAUCCUUUCAGUUUUAGCUAUUUCCUUCACAAUGCUAGUAUUGUAGCUAUACAUAUUGGAUUGAUUUUCACUUAAAUGUUUUAUACAAACAGUUGGGUAGAAGAAAAAUAUUGCACGAAAAUAUUGCACCAAGCAUGCAUAUUUUUCCCACGAGCCCAAAUAUUUUUUGCGAAAUAUUGCACCAAGCAUGCAUAUUUUUUCCCACGAGCCCAAAUACUUUUUGCGAUGUGAAUUUUUUUUUUUUAUUCUCAGGAAAGAAGAUCCUGAAGUUUGAUUUUACACGCUAGAGAAAACGAAACAGACUUAUAAAGAUAAAGUAUAACAGGGACAACCGUCCUAUAGGAUGUUUUAACAAAUGAGCAGUUUUAAACUAUGCGCAUGAUGCUCGGUUUCGUUCUCAUCAUCGUUAUGUAUUGUCCGUAACUUCUUGAAGAUAAUAUGCAAAUUAUAAGACGCUAAUGAAAACGGUGGAGGUGAAAACGACACGUUGUGCACAUAACCUUUAGUCCGCAUUUGAGUUGAUUUUUUCGAAUGUGUUGCAGCCAGGCUGAGAACGUUUGAUGAAGGAAAGAUUAUCGGGAAGAAGUUCGACUAUCCGGGAUUCGUACACUUUGAAUUAUAAUGUUCUUGUCUUGAUUCACUCUCCAAUAGACCUUUAACCUUAUAACUAAAAUUUUGAUCUAGACAAGUCUAGACAAAAAUUUCAUCACAGCUUGAAAGAGCAUCACAAAAUUAGUAAUAUUCCGAAGUUUCGUUGCGAAAUGUUGUAAAAUGCGGAAAAUAUAGCCUUGCGAAGUUUGCAAUUUUCAGUCAUUUUAGAUUACAAACGGGAAAUUGAUACCCAAACACCCGAUUUGGGUAUCAAUUUCCCGUUUGUAAUGCAAAAUGGCUGAAAAUUGCAAACUUCGCAGGGCUAUGUUAUCCGCAUUUUACAACAUUUCGUAACGAAACUUUAGAAUAUUACUAAUUUUGUGAUGCUCUUUCAAGCUGUGAUGAAAUUUUUGUCUAGAUCAAAAUUUUAGUUAUAAGGUUAAAGGUCCAUUUCACCAGAAGUUUUUACCGAGAUUUCUGGUAAACGUAUACCCCAAAUGUACCGGGGCAGUUGUUCAAAGCUGGGUUAGCUUUUAACCUAAAAUUCAAAGCAAACUUUCCAACAGCUUGUUUAUACAAAUUUGGAAAUAGUUGUGUAGAGAUCUUGUCUGAAUCAGUAGGGGUUUUCUUGUCUGAAGUUUUGAAAUAAACAGACGUGCAGAAAUAUGGAAACUAAAACAGCAGAUUAAAUUUUGACCGAGAGUUAGCGUUAGUUCAGCUUUUGAACAACCGGCCCCAGGGUAUUAUGAUCUCUGAAAACACAUGUGCAUGCUGUUCUUGUAUAUAGGUACUGUUCAUGUUAAAUUUUAUCUAUUUCCAUCAGGAAUUGGCUGUGUUAAACCCUUUAAAUCUUUAUUGCUAGCAUUUAAAAUAUCGAGUCCUAAAUUUGUCUUAAGGCCCCUUUUGGUUGUGUAAAGUUAUUGAUGCAUGAUAACUGUGAUAAAUGAUGAAGGUGUAUUUCAACAUUGUGUACGAAUCCUGGAAACAAUAUUACAGUAUUCGCGAUGUGGCGUAAGUAAGAUGAACAAAAGUUAUAGUUUUUUAGGUUAAACAUGUUUUAUUAAUAUAAAUGUAUUCCCUCUAUUUUAUUAAAUAAAUUAUUUCCUUCCAUA
Molecule: messenger RNA, 9172 nt
Organism: Paramuricea clavata
Lineage: Eukaryota; Metazoa; Cnidaria; Anthozoa; Malacalcyonacea; Plexauridae
Source: the annotation of a GenBank genome assembly